AUGACAUUACAGCAGAGUUCAGGCAGCACUUCCAUGUUUGGGGAGUGGCUCAAGGUGCUCGCGAAGAAUAAUGGGAACAAACCGAUUACCCCUGGGAAAUUUAAGGAAGCGAUGCGUAAGAAUUUGGAGGAAACAUGGGAAAAAUUAAAGGAGUGGUUAACGAAGCAGGAGGCAAAUGAAAUAGCGAAUUUCUGCAGCAAGGAUACCGUGGAAUGGCCGGGAGGGCCGAAGUCGCCGUUCUGGCCGCCAUAUAUGGAAUUGUUAUGUAACGCUGUAUUAGAAAUAAAAUAUUUCAUGAGUGGAAUAGAGACAGCGAGGGUAAAGGUUCACGGCGAAGGAACGUCGGACGAUGUGGACCCUGUCUAUGAAUCUGUUGCGGGCGCUGAUGCCUAUCGUCGCUGUAUUGUUGGCACUGUUGCCUUGUCUACAAUUUAUGGAGAUCAUUGUAAACUGACAGAAGUUGUAGAGAAGAUUGAAAAGGAAAUAAUGGUAAAAGUGAGGAAGAAGCAUGGGGACCAGAAGGUAAGGUUCAACAACUGCGAAGGAAUGGACCUCAAUGCUUUACUCCUGGGUAAAUCAGUUCUCCAUAAUACAAUCAAGGAGUGGGUUAGUGGAGAUAGGGGGAAGGGAUGGCAGGGAAAGUGGAGGGUGGGGGGGCAGCUGUGGAGCAGGAUGAUACAGCGCUGCUAUAAGGGAAACCGGGCCGUAGGAAAACCGGAUCACGAGGCAACGCGAAAAGAAAAUUUACAGAAGAAUAAAGACAGUAUGGUAUUCUUCUCACGAAUGAAGGAAAAUGACAACACUCAAAAUAAUAUUGGUGGUGCGAACAUGGGGGACAUUCUAACAGGAGAUCAGUUCAUUUUGGAGCAGGACAAAUUGGACAGCAUCUUUUCGAAUCUAACACUGGAUAAAGAUGGUAAAAUUGACGUAAGUUCCUUGACGCAGAAGAUAAAGGACGCAACUAAAGAAAAACUGACUGAGGAAUGCAUGAAAGACAACAGCAAAAAAACAUUUUGCCAGCGCUUGCAAUGUGCACAAAAACAUUGGGAAUUGAAGGAAAACCAGGGCGGCAGCAGCAACAGCGAUAAUUUCUGGAACAAUUAUGUCAACGGCGAAUUGGGCAAUCUCUUUAAUUCGGCGGCUGCUAGUGAUGGUGGCACCGGAGGUGCCCAUUGCAAGAACGCUUCCCUAGAUAGUGCAAACGAAGCAGCAUGCAAACACAUUACAGCUAAAUUAGAUAUUGUGUACCAAAAUUCAAAGGGCAAACACAAAUUGUCUGAUCAAAUUAUAAAUUGUCUUAUGUUAAAAGCUUAUGCUGAAAAAUUAAAAGAACAAGCAAAGCAAAAAGGAUAUUGUGACAUACAACCUGGCAUAACAAGAGCUUUUAGCGCAGCAAACACCAUUAAAGAAAAAUAUUGCAGGAAUAAGGAACCUUGUAUUGUUUGCAACCUUGACGACUAUGACAAACUUAAUGAUUGCCCCAUUGGCAAAAACACAGAUGACAAAGUAAAGUCUAAAGUGGAAUCAAUGCUCAACACCAACAAAAAAACGCAGGAUACGGAAGUACAAAAAACCUUGGCUACCUUCAAUAAAGAAAAUAAGUUAUGUGAACGAGUAAAUUGUACAUUGAAUUGGUAUAAGAACCAGAAGAAUGGACAGGAUGAAUUUUGGAACACGGAGGUACAGAAGUUGUGGACAGAACUGUCCACAGCAAUGAAAACAAAUGGAGGAACAGGGAAUGGAGAUUGUAAUACGACUGACAAUGGCGAAGCAACUCAUUCUGAAAAGACGGCAUGCAAUUUUUUGCAUGCCGGCUUACAUAAAUUGUAUAAUAGUUCGACAGACGACGUCUUAAAGAACAACCCAUCGUUUAGACAAACGAUGGGUUGUUCCUUACUUCAUUUAUAUGCAAAACAUAUGAAAGAGAAGGCAAUUUGUAAUAUUGAGAAGGGGAUAGAUAAAGCUUUCCAGUUAUGGAAGGACCCUAGUAAGAAAGCAACUUCUUGUAAAGGUGUUGGCAAGGGACAAUGUGUCCCUUGCCAAUGGAAUGAAAAAGACAACAUAUUGGACAGUUGCCUUCAGAAAAUUACCAUAAAUAGUAGUACAACUGGCUCAACGGAGACUGCAAAGACCAAAUUGGAAAAGUUUGUCAAUGACGAAAACGACAAAAUAAUGGACAUGGCAAUGGAAGUAAAUAAAAAAGAGAGUCUAUGUCAACGCUUCCAAUGUGUAUCUAACAGAUGGAUCCAACAGAAUAAUGGUCAGAAACGUACUUGGGAGGAUGUGUGGACAGAAGUUAAAGAGCAACUCACGAAGCUUGGGGAUGGAAUUAAAACGAAGAGAACGGAUAUUCAAUCCUACUGCAAUGACAUUCCGAAAGUGGGCAACAAAGAAGUAGAUAAGGAGGCUUGCCUCCUUAUAGCAGCAGGAUUAAAAAGUCUCUACGACAUCCAAGACAAUGCCAACGGCAACGACCCGGUCGAUGCAUCGUUCAAAAGAACGAUGCAAUGUGUUUUAUUAAAUGCCAUGGCAGAUGAAAUGAAGGAAAAACUUCCGUGUAAAGAGGAAAGGAGUGUACUGGAAGGGAUAAACAAGGCAUUUGAGAAUAGUGAAAAAAUUAUGAAUAUAGGUGACGCCUGCAAGGAACCUAAUAAAUGUUUUACGUGUCCGAGGUUUACGGAAUAUAGAAAUUGCAGAAUUAAAGAAAAUAGCACCACAGUGCAAGUAACGAUGUUAAAAGACAAAGUAGAUGACGUGCUCAACAAGGACGGAAAGGCAGAAAUGGAAAAAAUUCAGGAUCAAGCUGUGAAGGACAUAUGUAAACCAUGUACCGAGAGUGGCACCUUAUGUGCACAACUUAAAUGUGUAGCAGAAAAAUGGGGAGAAAGGAAUAAAGGAAUCUCAAACGGAAAACCACCAUCUUGGGAUGACGUGAAGGGUGACUUUGAAGCAGAGUUAAAAGCACUGCUGGAAGACAUGAGGAACACUACGAAGCAGGCCGCUGUUGCGAAGCACUGCAACGGCAAUAACAGCGCCGGAUGGGAAGCCGGCGCAGCAAGGGAUGCUAAUGAAGCCGCAUGCAAGAUGGUUGCAGCAGGGCUGCAACAUAUUUCAAGUAUUCAGCAUGAAUAUAGCACGCAGAAUGGGUUACCUCGGAAAAGUAAAAACCCCUUCGACCACCAAGACAUUCAGCAAGUCCUCUCUUGCUUAAUGUUAAAGACUGUUGUAAAAGAAAUGAAAAAAAGGAGCAAAAUUUGUGACAUACAACCAGGAGUAGACGCCGCAACUAAAGCAUGGAAUGAAAUUAAAUUAAAUUGCACAAAGCAACCUUGUAUUGAGUGCAAAUUAGACGAAGACAUCAAUAACGGCGAUUGCACUAUUGGCACAGAGAAUGUCAAUGUGAAGACCAAAUUGGAAAAAAUACUCGAACACAAUGACUAUAGAACCAACGUCAAUGGAACCCUCUACGCAAUAACUAAAACAGACCAAACGAGAGCACCAUUCUGUAAUCGUCUCCAAUGUAUAGAGGCUCGAGUUAAAGCACAGCAGACGUUAGGAAAAAACAACGAAUUCUGGACAAAGACUGGUGAUGUUGGCAAACUGUGGGACGAACUGUCCACAGAAAUGAGCACAAAUGGCAAAAACGGCAACGGAACUCAUUGUAAUACAAUGGAUGAUAAUGUCUCCGCAGGUUCCCCUGGUAGACAACCCACCGACCCAGAAAAGAGGGCAUGCCAACAUCUUACAGCAGGUUUCAACAAACUCAAGCUGAGUUCACAUUCCAACGACAGUAGCUACACCAUUCUGACCAACCCAUCGUUGAGACAAACGAUGGGUUGUUUACUCCUUAAGGAAUAUGCAAAACAAAUGCAAAGCCAAUCAAAAUGUGUUAUCGAAUCUGGAAUAAAAAAAGCUUUUGGUUCAUGGAAUCCAAUUACUAAUGGUGAAUGCACGGGAAAUAGCCCGUGCAUUGAAUGUAAAUGGGAGGAUAACGAAUAUGAAAAUUGCAACGUGAAGAUUAACACAAAUGGAACGGAAUAUGCAAAAACCAAAGUUCAAGACAUGGUCAAGAACAGCACUUUAACUACCACCAUGAACGACAUAAACCUAACCGAAUCUUUAUGUGACCAACUCAAAUGUGCUGCACCCAAAUGGUUCCAAAACAACAGGACAGGGACGAAUGGUACGAAGAAGGAUUGGUGUGAGUUCUGGGAUAAGGCUGUUAAGAAAACAUUGCAGAAGAUGUUCGAACAAAUCGCUCAGAAUGGAAAUAAGAAUGCAACGAACAAGAAUGAUCCAUGUAAAGAUUUUGGUGAUAAUAAUCCUGAUAGUGUUGAAAGAAAAGCUUGUAAUCAUAUCACAGCAGGACUACAACACCUUAAGGAGAUUCAGCCUAAUGAUCAAAAAAACCAACUGUUCGAAAGAACAGUUGGUUGUAUUGCUCUUAACAUGUACGCUGAUAAAAUAAGGGACAUGACGAAAGAGAAAUGUCCCAUUGGUAAGGACAAAAUAACACAAAUGUUUAAUAAAUGGAAUGAUGAAAAUAAUAAAAAUUCUUCAUGUCCGACCUCUGUUGUUAGUGGUAGUGGUACUAAUAAAGAUUGUUUUGUUUGUAAAAGGGAAGAAAAUUUUUCUGACAGUUGCCAGCUGAGCGUCGAAGACGCUCUGGUGGCAACCAAGCCACCAAAUGGAAAUUGCAAAACUAAGGCAACUGACGCAAUAAAAGCCCAAGAUCAAAUGAAAAAACUCCUCGAAGACAACGACCAAUCCCAAUCUCAGUCCAACUCCAUUAAAUCCAACAUAACGACCACCUUAUCUACUAUCACUAACAUGAAGAACUCUUUCUGUACUCAAAUCCAAUGCGCAGCAAAGAAAUGGAACUCGAUAAAAAAAAAAAAUGUAAACCCCACUUGGGAUGCCCUGAAAGAAGACAUCAAUAAUGAAUUAGCACUACUUCUAAAAAAUAUGACGGAUGGUCAGACUAAACCGGAAGUUACCACAUACUGUAAGAACAACAAUUGGGAUAAUGGCCAUAAAGAAGGCAAAACAAAUAAAGCAGCUUGCUUGCUUUUUGCUGCAGGAUUAAAGCACAUUUAUACCCAUGGUAAUGGCCACCAGACGGGCCAGUUUAAGGGCCCAUCGUUUGAACAAACGAUGGGUUGUUUAUUUCUUAAAGAAUAUGCAAAACAAUUAAAAGUAAUGGCAAAAAAACAAAAAGAUUAUAGGGUACAUCCUAAAUGUAGCGUAGAAGAGGGCAUAAAUCACGCUUUUAGCAAAAGUAAAGACAUUAUGGAGAAUACAUCAUCUCAAUGCAAAGGUACUAAUGGUAAUAAUUCUUGUUUUGUGUGCAUGGAAAACCAAGGUUAUGACGGUUGCAAAAUUGGCAAUGACGAUAUAGAAAAAAAAGUUAAUAAAUUGUUCACAGAACCAAAGAACAAAGAACAUAUGCAACAAACAUUAGAGAAUACAGUCUGUCCCAUCCUUCUUACGGAUCUCCUUACCCCUUUUCUUCCUUUGGCUCCUGUCUCCAUUGGUCUUUCUGCUAUGGCUUAUUAUCUUUGGAAAUAUUUUGGUCCCCUUGGUAAAGGAGGACCACGUUUCAGAAGAUCUCCUACUGAAAUUCCUGGUUCAUCGAUACAAGAACAAGUCCUUGAUCAUGUGCAACAAGAUAGUUCACAUGAAUAUCGAUUGGUGAAGGAACGAAAACCUCGUUCUGCUCCAACGAGAACGAAACGUUCUGGUGGUGUGAAUCGCCGCACCAUUAUUGAAAUUCAUUUUGAAGUGUUGGAUGAAUGUCAAAAAGAGGACACACAAUUGAACCAGAAGGAUUUUCUGGAACUUUUGGUUCAAGAAUUCAUGGGAUCGGAAUUUAUGGAAGAAGAACAGGUUCCUAAGGAAGGGGUUUCUAUGGAAAGUGUUCCAAAUUUAGGUUCCGGGUUACUGGUUUAA
Messenger RNA from Plasmodium knowlesi strain H, 5949 nucleotides. RefSeq names its product SICAvar, type I. The coding region runs from base 1 to 5949 and encodes 1982 amino acids. Gene Ontology annotation, molecular function: calcium ion binding. The transcript is spliced from 12 exons. Lineage: Eukaryota; Apicomplexa; Aconoidasida; Haemosporida; Plasmodiidae. The record is from RefSeq and is a predicted model, not a curated record.